Neltuma alba is the source of this 1440-nucleotide messenger RNA. RefSeq names its product novel plant SNARE 12. Gene Ontology annotation, cellular component: ER to Golgi transport vesicle membrane; late endosome membrane; SNARE complex. Lineage: Eukaryota; Viridiplantae; Streptophyta; Magnoliopsida; Fabales; Fabaceae. Gene Ontology annotation, biological process: vesicle fusion. The record is from RefSeq and is a predicted model, not a curated record. Bases 243 to 1052 code for a protein of 269 amino acids. Gene Ontology annotation, molecular function: SNARE binding; SNAP receptor activity. The transcript is spliced from 10 exons.
CACCAUCCCCCCUUCUGUCCUUUUAACUCAACGUCUCUCUCCUCUUUCAAUGUCGUUUCUAAAUAUUCCUUUUGGCACAUUCUCAUCUGCAUUCUGAUCCCAGCCAUCUACUAUCACCUUGCCUGGGAAAACAAGUAUGUGCUCCGUGUAAAGUUUCGUUAAAUCAACAACUUAGGGUUUCUGUCAGACAUUAGAAUCGGUUUUUGCCGGGAUUUUGGUGGGAGACACAGUCUCUGGCAGCCAUGGCCACUAGCUUGCCUAUGAGUCCUCGGCUGGAGCAGAUCCACGGUGAAAUUCGAGAUAUUUUUCGAGCCCUCGCUAAUGGCUUCCAGAAGCUCGAUAAGAUUAAAGAUUCCAAUAGACAAAGUAAGCAGCUGGAAGAACUCACAGGGAAGAUGAGGGAUUGCAAAAGGUUGAUAAAAGAAUUCGACCGUGAACUUAAAGAUGAAGAGGGCAGAAAUACCCCGGAAGUGAACAAACAACUCAAUGAUGAAAAGCAAUCCAUGAUCAAGGAGCUAAACUCUUAUGUGGCAUUGAGAAAAACAUACAUGAGUACCAUUGGUAAUAAGAAGCUUGAACUUUUUGACAUGGGAGCAGGAGCCAGCGAGCCUAUUGGUGAAGAAAAUGUUCAAAUGGCAUCAGCAAUGUCAAAUCAAGAACUCAUCAACGCUGGGAUGAAAACAAUGGAUGAAACUGAUCAGGCUAUUGAAAGAUCUAAGCAGGUUGUGCAUCAAACAAUUGAAGUGGGCACUCAAACUGCUACAACCUUGAAGGCCCAAACUGAUCAAAUGGGCCGUAUUGUUAACGACCUGGAUUCAAUUCAGUUCUCAAUUAAGAAGGCCUCCCAACUUGUGAAGGAGAUUGGGAGACAGGUGGCUACGGAUAAAUGCAUCAUGCUUUUUUUGUUUCUAAUCGUCUGCGGUGUAAUUGCCAUAAUUGUUGUGAAGAUUGUGCAUCCAAGCAACAAAAAUAUCAAGGAUAUUCCUGGGUUGGCGCCUCCAGUUCCCUCUAGGAGGCUUUUGUAUGCAAGGAAUGGACAACAUUUACGUUGAUUAGUAGUUCUCAGUUUAAUGUUUCUCUCCAUCCUAACCCCCUGAUUCUUGUUCUUAUGGAUGGGAAAGUCAAAGCUUUGUUCAUUUAUUGCUGUCUGGGGCCGUCAUUCGGGUCUCUCCAUUUAAUUCAAAUUUUUUUAAAAACAAUUCUUGCCGGCCUGUGCAUAUCCUGUUUGUGAUUUAGGUAAAUCAUACGAGAGCCUUUUGCUUUAUUUUGAGUGGCUUGCUAUUUUUAUGUAACAUUUCAGAUUUGUUGUAGGGUUAGAAAAAAUGUACCUUCCUGUGAGAUUCCACCUUGUACAUUUUCCAUUCAUUGAUCUGUGGCCAUUUUCCAUUUUUGUUGAUGACUGUACUUUUACCUGUAAUCUACUGUGGGUUUUGCGCAUCA